Molecule: messenger RNA, 570 nt
Organism: Candidozyma auris
Lineage: Eukaryota; Fungi; Ascomycota; Pichiomycetes; Serinales; Metschnikowiaceae
Exons: 1
Coding region: 1-570 (189 amino acids)
Source: RefSeq, a predicted model, not a curated record
AUGGCCAUCUUCAGAAACGCUUCUCGAGCGAAAGAACAGCACCCCCCACACAUGGAAAACAGAAAAUCCCACCACCAGGAAGACGAACACUACAAAGUCGACACGGGCGCCAUCCACGACCCGAUUUUGAAGGCCGUCAACGAAGCGCAGCCUUUUGAAGAGGCCACCGCUGGCCAUUUUGGCAGAAGACCGUCCUACUUGUCCCAGGAAAGUGGCAACUUGAAAGACGCUUUCGGUCAGCCCAUCCGCCAGGCAGACAUGCUGAACCCGGCUAGAUCAAGAAACGAGAGGCCCUUGGACACCAUCAGAGGGUUUGAGUACGCCAUCACCGGCGACUUGUCGUAUAGAGACCAGCUUGAGUCCAACCGUUUGGGAUGGGGGUUCCACGAGGAUUUCCCCCACUACAGCUUACAAGGGCAAAGUGCCGACGGCCAGGACUACUCGAGGCCCGUGGCCAGCUUUAGUGGAGGCGAGCAGGCGAUGUACCAGGCGAACAACUACAGCGCCUCGUCGUUGAGGCCCGAGGCCAAGAAGAAGAAGAAGGGUCUUUUUGGCCGCAAGAAGAAGUGA